GUAAGUGUGUCAGAACUACAAAUUCCGGUACGCUCCGCGCUGCAGCCGCGGAGAGGGUGCUGUCUGGUGAUUCGAAAUCUUUUGUCAGUGUCGUUAGGAAUGCCUCAUAAGCCUGACUCAGUAUUCACAGGAGAACAUGACAGCUCUUCCGCCGGGUGUGCACGAACUGACUUGGCUUCCGCGGCUUCCGCGGCUUCCUCGAGCUCGCUCGGUGUGGCGAAUCUGCCUUUGCGGCACGGUGGUUGGGCGCGCAAGGCCCGACGGGAAGCUUGUGGAAUCUGCUGUGAGAAGAAGAACGCCAGGUUUCCUGGGCCACAGUCAUGGCGGCGACCGCCCCCAGUGCUGGGGGCUCCGCACCUGAGGCGGCGGCUUCCGCCGAAGCUCCGCUGCAGUACAGCCUUCUUCUGCAGUACUUGGUGGGCGACAAGCGUCAGCCCCGGCUCCUGGAGCCUGGGAGCCUGGGCGGGAUCCCGAGUCCAGCCAAGAGUGAGGAGCAGAAGAUGAUCGAGAGGGCGAUGGAAAGCUGCGCCUUCAAAGCUGCGCUGGCCUGCGUGGGAGGAUUUGUCUUGGGAGGUGCAUUUGGGGUGUUCACUGCUGGCAUUGAUACCAAUGUGGGCUUUGACCCUAAGGAUCCUUACCGUACACCAACGGCCAGAGAAGUUCUUAAAGACAUGGGCCAGAGAGGAAUGUCCUAUGCCAAAAAUUUUGCCAUUGUGGGCGCCAUGUUUUCUUGCACUGAAUGUUUAGUGGAAUCUUAUCGGGGAAAAUCAGAUUGGAAGAACAGUGUCAUUAGUGGCUGCAUCACUGGAGGAGCCAUUGGUUUCAGAGCUGGCUUGAAGGCUGGGGUCAUCGGCUGUGGAGGUUUUGCUGCUUUCUCUGCUGCGAUUGACUAUUACCUACGGUGAGAACACUGGUGUCCGGCAAGGACAAUGGCAGCCCAGGAUCAAGGCUGCUCUGUGUAGGGCGGUUUCUGCGCCACUCCAGGGCACUUGCUUCAGAGACUGAAGACAUUUGUUUUCUCUCACAUAGUUGGUGUCGUGAGGGAGCCGCCUGGCUGCAAUCAGCCACCUCUGAGCAGCCGUGCUCUCUGCACCUGGACUCGAGCCAGGCUGUGCGGGGUGGAGUGCCAUGCCAGACUCUCUGUUUUGGGCAGUCAAAGAGUCAGUGUGUUGACCUGUAGGAACUGAGUUCCACAAAGGUUCAGUCCACAGGCUCUGGUGCUGUGGGGAUGGAGGGGACUUUACACACACCUGGAAGCUCUUCUACCUUGUACGUCAACGCGGUCAUCCAUCUCAUACCUCAGGGCAGGGCAGAGUGGAAUCAUGCUGUCUGACCAGUUCUGUCGUUUUGUUUAGUGUUCUGCUCAUUUUGUUUAAUGUUCUGCUAUCCUUGUUUUAUAUAUAUAUACACACACACAUAUAUAUGUAUGUGUGUAUGUGUGUAUGUAUGUAUGUAUGUAUGUAUGUAUGUAUAUUUAUAUUACAGUUUAAAAGUUUGGCUUAUUUUUAUUUUCAAAUUCCACAACUCCCCAAAAUAGUACCAGGUGGCCCAAAGAUUGAACAUCCAAAGGGAAAGCAUGAGCCAGCUCCUGAGAAGUCUGGGAAUGCUCAACUCCCAGGGUCUGCAGAGCAGUGUUAUCCUCACUGAGAUUGCUGCAGUGGCCCAGAAACCUGGCCUAACCGUGUCCUAGGAUGCAGUGACAUUCCACGCGUAACCCUGCUGGCCUCUUCUGAGAAACCGUCGGGCUGGCUGGUGGGAAUGCCUGCGGUCUGAACCAUACGUGGGUGUUCUGCUGUGACUGUUGGCCCAGGCCCGCCUCAAGGACACAGAGUGUGAGGGUUGUGUUGCUGUGGUCCUCCUGACGACCAGGUCCCAGCAGCCACUGGUUACAACCAGACCGUGUUCAGGAGCUGCUCACCACCACCCUGUUCUUCUGAUGUCAGGGGUUUGUUCCUUAAACAUUAGUGUUUUUGACUUGACCUGGUAGCCUUUCUCUGACAGUAGCAGCUCAGCCUAAUUGUGUGCUAUACACAUAAAAACCCUUUUACAAUCGGGAUCUGCUGCAGAUGCUGUGUUACUCUGGUGCCUUGGUGGUGGGAUGAAGAUGAACUUAGGACAAGCAGGUAGCAUGGUGGGGGCCUGUAAUUCCAGCCACCGGUAGUGUCUCCUUUAUUCCACUAGAGUCAUUCCUUUGCCUUUUUUGGCUGUCUCCCCCACUGUGGGCCGUCUUCUAAAGCUUGCUCACCCUUAACCAGAAUUCAGACUCAGCUGAACCAUCCAGACAUCGUGUGUGUGUGUGUGUGUGUGUGUGUGUGUGUGUGUGUGUGUGUACAUGAGUGAUGAUGUCAAGUCCAGCUGGUGUGUGUGUGUGUAUACAUGAGUGACGAUGUCAAGCCCAGUUGGUAACACCUUCCUCUGGCCUUGUCUGCUGUUGCCUUUGGAAUGACCAUGGGCUAGUGCACAAGGCUAAUGCUCAUCUCGGGGGGGAGUUCUAUAGAAUGCCUGUCCCAGUCUCGGUCAAGAGGCGUCACUGCUGGUAGGCUGCCUGGAGAAUCCUCACAGGUCUGAGAACAGAUGUUGGAGUGGGUCCUCCACUGUCGCUCAGCAAGUCACCUGUAAGCAGUUAGAGCAAGCGCAGACACUCUUACCUGCCACCUGUCAACAGUGCCAGAAACCUGGCAUCUACCAUCCAGUCUAGCGUCUACCAUCCAGUCUAGCGCAUGGGGUCAAACGACCAAGUACAAGCACUGCACCCCUCAUGACUGCCUUGGGAAUGACGAGUCCUGGGCUGUCAGUAGCCAUCAGUUCAAUAAGCCAAGCAUUGUCCACACUGACUAUUCAGUCAGGAGAGGAGAUGAAUAGUUUCCUGUUUUAGAUGGCUAAGGAGGCAGUAUGAGCUCAUAAACCAAACACCAAUUUUCAGAGACAUCUGUUCCCGAUCUCCAGAAUAAACACAGUGUCCAAUGGCUGGGGCUGGUGGGAGCCGACAUUAACCCCGCUAGCUCUCCUGAGGGAGGCUGGGCCCUCUAGGGGAUCCAGCAUCUUCAACACAGAGAUUAGGCCAGCAGGCUGCCCCAAAGACCUGCAACUUCCAAGGAAAUUGUAGAGAGAUGUUUGCAUAAAAUAAACCUCCACUUAAAUAGA
This is a messenger RNA of Odocoileus virginianus texanus, 3144 nucleotides long. RefSeq names its product translocase of inner mitochondrial membrane 22 (gene TIMM22). Lineage: Eukaryota; Metazoa; Chordata; Mammalia; Artiodactyla; Cervidae. Gene Ontology annotation, cellular component: TIM22 mitochondrial import inner membrane insertion complex. Gene Ontology annotation, molecular function: transmembrane protein transporter activity. The record is from RefSeq and is a predicted model, not a curated record. Gene Ontology annotation, biological process: protein insertion into mitochondrial inner membrane.